AUGUAACCUUAUAAAAGGGUUUGUGUUUAAGAAUCGAAAAACCCCUCCUCAUUUAGUGAACAAGAUGAGAAAAUUGGAAUAGAUUAUUCCAACUUCAUCCAAUAAAUGGAAGGACCUUACCAUUAGCUUUAUGAACCAAUAGAUAAAUAAUGCAUAGGAGCAGGGGGUUAGGGUUGUGUAAUCAAAGUGAAAUGCAAAUUGAAUAAUGAGAUUCGGGCUAUGAAAGUGAUUAAGAAAACCAGCGAAGAUAAGAAUGAAAAUUUUCGAAAAGAAUUCCAAAACCUUAAGCUAUUAGAUCAUCCAAAUAUAUUGAAGCUUUACCAUAGUUUUGAAGAUGAUCAGAGAUUUUACAUAAUUUCGGAACUAUGCGAAGGAGGAACCUUAGCUCAAUAUAUCGAUGAUCAUUAUCCUCUUAAGGAAGCUGAAGUGCUUAAAAUUAUGAAGUAAUUAAUCAGUUCCAUUAAUUUUGCUCAUAAGAAAAAUAUAGUUCAUAGAGACAUUAAGCCUGACAAUAUCUUGAUUGACGAUGAAGUUACAACAUCCAUUAAACUGAUUGAUUGGGGGUUCUCAGGGAUGAUUUAAUAAUAAUAAAAAUUGAGUCUUAAAUGUGGCACAAUUCACUUUGUGGCUCCGGAAGUGAUGGAGGAAUCAUACGACUAAAAGUGUGACAUAUGGUCAUGCGGAGUUGUCCUCUAUAUACUAUUGUGCAAUGAUCCUCCAUUCCAAGGGACAGAUUCAAAUGAAAUUUUAUUUAACAUCAAAAAUCAAAGCAUAGAGUUCAGAUAUUAAUCUUGGAAAUAAUACAGUACUCUCGUUAAGGAUUUAUUGAAAAGAAUGCUGGAGAAAAACCCAGAAUUGAGACCAAAUGCUUAAUAGGUUCUUGAAGAUCCGUGGUUUGAAAGUCAUUCAUCUGAAUAAAUACCUUCUCAAGAUUUCAAGGAGAGUAUGAUAUAAUUUAAUGGUUACACUGAGGAUCAGGACAAUAGUUUAAAAUAAAGCAGAUUUUUAUAGGCAAUAGUGUUAUUCAUUGCCACUGAAUUAGUGCAUAAGGACGAUAAAAAAGUAUUGAAUCGUAUCUUCCGUAAAAUUGAUAAGGACAACAAUGGUAUUAAUGAUUAUAUGAGACAAUUAGGAACAAUCUCAAAAGAGGAACUGAAAUGCGCUUUAUAAUAAAUAUAUUCAAAAAAUCAAUUAGACGAUAAAGUUGAUAAAAUAUUCGAUUUCUUGGAUGUCAACUAAAGUGGUUCACUAGAUUUUAGUGAAUUUGUAGCUGCAACCUGUAAAUUAUCAGAUGUAGAAGAAAAAAUUAGAGUUGCAUUUGAUGUAUUGGACAAGAAUAAGGAUGGGUGUAUAACUCUAGAUGAAUUAUUUAAAUUUAUUGGGAGAGAAGACUAUGAUAAUGAUUGUAAGGAGAUCUUCAAUCAAUUUGAUCAGAAUGGAGAUGAUAAAAUAAGUUUUGCCGAGUUUUCUCAAGCAGUUUAAAAAUACGUGAAUAUAUGUAAAUAGAUUUAAUAUUGA
Messenger RNA from Paramecium tetraurelia, 1518 nucleotides. RefSeq lists its product as uncharacterized. The record is from RefSeq and is a predicted model, not a curated record. Lineage: Eukaryota; Ciliophora; Oligohymenophorea; Peniculida; Parameciidae. The transcript has 5 exons. Gene Ontology annotation, molecular function: calmodulin binding; ATP binding; calcium/calmodulin-dependent protein kinase activity. Gene Ontology annotation, cellular component: nucleus; cytoplasm. Gene Ontology annotation, biological process: peptidyl-serine phosphorylation; intracellular signal transduction; protein autophosphorylation.